AUGAUAAAUCCAUCUACGACAACUCCUGUUCGAAUUUUACCAAAUAAUAAAGUAUAUAGACAAUUAUUUGAAGCACAAGUACAAUUAAGUGAUGCUUAUAGUCGAGUACGAAAUAAUCAAUUAUCACAAUCUGUUAACAUUACAUCACGUCCAGAUGGUGUACCAGUUGUGCGAAAUAUCAAACCACAUCAAACACAAAAACAAAAAUGGUUGACAAGUAUGUCAUUUAGUAAUGAUUCUAGUAUUAAUCCAGUAACAAUUUCAUUUCAUGAUGAACGAAAACGACGUCAAAAUGAACGACAACAACAAUUAGAUGAAUUAAAACGUGAAGUUUUUAAUUUACCUGAUAACAUUGCACAUAUUGAUACUGAAAAAAAUAAAACUAUUAUUGAUGAUACUACGAAGAAAGGAAAUGUAACUGAACGAUUAGCAUCUAAUCGAGAAACAAAAUAUAAUCAAUUAUGGGCGGAAUUUUUAGAGAAAAUAUCUGAAACUAAUCAAAAUUUAUUACUCGAACUUGAAAAGGUCACUCGACAAUGUAAUAUAUAUUAUGAAGAUGGUGAUAAAGAAAUUGAUGAACAUUUAAAAAAUCUAAUCUAUCGAAAAGAAAUAACAUCAUUAACAAUUAAGUCAUUUGAAUAUGCAUUUAAUCAACUUGAUCAAUAUCUUUCACCACGUCUCUCUCAAAUUCAAGAAUAUUGUCAAUCAAUUGAAGAUCUUGAAUUAGAACGAAUUCAUAAAAUUCGUGAUUUAUUUAAAUAUUAUUCUGAACAUUUGUAUAGGACACAUCAUUUAUCUGAUAAAGAUACUGCAUAUGAAUUAGAAAAACAAGCGAACGAAUUAAAUACACAAAUGUUGGAUAAUCGUCGUGUAUAUGCUGAACUUGAAGCGAAAUUAUUAGCAGGUGAAACUGUUCGUAUACAUCGAUAUCAAGCUGAACUUAUUAAUUAUCAAACUAAAUGGAGAGAUGCAACAUGGAUCAUACAUAAACAAACAUGGAUUUCAAAAUUAUCACAAUGUAGAGCAAAAUUAGAACCAACAAUUUUAUCAACAUGUCAAUCAAUUGGUACAGAUAUUACUACAAAAACAAAUUUGUUUAUAGAGCAUAUAUAUAAGUUAAAUUCAUUCAUUCCACCUAUAUCAACACGUGAAAAUGCACAAAAAUGGUAUAAUCAAGGUCAUGAUAUAGUUAAUAAAAUAGUUAAUAAACGACAAGAACUUGUUCAACAAAUAAAUGAAAUUGUUAAUAAUGAAAUCAAUUUAUUAAAAAAAGAAUCAGAAUUAAUUCGAGAAAAAGUUAUUCAUAAUCAAGUUUAUAAUGAGGAACAAUUACGAAUUGCAUAUGGUCGUGACAUUGAACCAUUGUUUGCAGAGCGAAAACAAUUUUUACAAGAAUCAAUUAUUGAUCGAAUUCAGAUUGUCUAUGAACAAUUAACAAAUGCAAUGUAUGAAAUACUUGAUCGUCUCUUAGCAUUCAUAAAACCUGCAGGUGAACAAUGGGAUGAUCAUCAAAAUCGACUUGAACAUGUUGCUGUCCAAUUACUUAGUAUCAUGCAAGAAUGUCGACGACCACAUGAUCUUCAAAAUGAAAAAAAAUUAACAAAACUUGAUUCAACUCUCGAUGAAAUGCGAAGUGCAUCUAAUGAAACAGCAUUAGCACGUCUAUUGACUUCUUCUUAUGACCAAUUAGAUAGUCUCAAAGCAAGUUAUGCACAAUUUUAUGAUGCAGAACAUUUAAUUGUAAAUAAAUAUUCAGAUAUGAUUGCUGAAGAAGUUAAUCGAUAUAAAACUGAAAUGCUUGAUUAUUUUCAUGCUCGACAAGUCGAUGAAAAUAAACCUGAUGACCAUCAUUCAUCAUCAUCAGUUUAUCAAUAUUAUACAACAUCAUUAACACAAACAACUUAUGAACUUGAAGGUUAUGUUACUAAUGAAUCGGACAUAACACAGCAAAUUAGUACUAAUAAUGAAUCUAAACAGUCAACAAAAUCACCAAUGCAAAGAAGAAAUUCAAAUACUGUUACACGUUUAGAAAAUGAACAAGAUCAACCACAAAUACAAACAUUUCUAACUGAAAAUUCAAUAUUAAAUAUAGAAAUACCAACAAAUGAAACGAAGUCAAUACCAUUUUAUGAAGCAUUUCAAAUACCAUCUAAUCUUGUAAAUUCUCUUAUGAUUAAUUUAUGUCGAGCUUUUCUUGAUUACUAUGAUCAAUGGAAAGAAGAAACAGUACGACGAGCUGAUGCAAUUAUUUAUUCAAAACAUGAUGAAUUAGAUAAAGAAAUGGAUUUUCAAAGGUGUUUACAUGAACCAAGACGUGAACGAAUUGAAACUGAUAUACAUAAUGUCAGAGCAGGUAAAAUUUAA
Molecule: messenger RNA, 2364 nt
Organism: Rotaria sp. Silwood2
Lineage: Eukaryota; Metazoa; Rotifera; Eurotatoria; Philodinida; Philodinidae
Source: the annotation of a GenBank genome assembly